Psammomys obesus (fat sand rat) is the source of this 954-nucleotide messenger RNA. RefSeq names its product odd-skipped related transciption factor 2 (gene Osr2). The coding region runs from base 16 to 954 and encodes 312 amino acids. Gene Ontology annotation, cellular component: nucleus. The transcript has 3 exons. The record is from RefSeq and is a predicted model, not a curated record. Lineage: Eukaryota; Metazoa; Chordata; Mammalia; Rodentia; Muridae. Gene Ontology annotation, biological process: urogenital system development; embryo development; regulation of transcription by RNA polymerase II. Gene Ontology annotation, molecular function: RNA polymerase II transcription regulatory region sequence-specific DNA binding; DNA-binding transcription factor activity, RNA polymerase II-specific.
GGAGCUCUCCGGAAGAUGGGGAGCAAGGCCCUGCCGGCGCCCAUCCCGCUGCACCCGUCGCUGCAGCUCACCAACUACUCCUUCCUGCAGGCGGUGAACACCUUCCCCGCCGCGGUGGACCACCUGCAGGGCCUGUACGGGCUCAGCGCCGUGCAGGCCAUGCACAUGAACCACUGGACGCUGGGCUACCCCGGGGUGCACGAGCUCGCCCGCUCCGCCCUCGCCGAGGUGGCGGCCGCGCAGGGCCUGGUGGACGCCCGCUUCCCGCUCCCCGCGCUGCCCCUCACCACGCACCUGCUCCACCCCAAGCAGGGCGCCAUCGCCCACGUCCUCCCCGCCCUGCACAAGGACCGGCCCCGAUUUGACUUUGCCAACUUGGCGGUGGCCGCCACGCAAGAAGAUCCCCCGAAGGUGGGAGACCUGAGCAAGCUGAGCCCGGGGCUGGGGGGCCCCGUCUCUGGCCUCGGGAAACUGACUCCAGACAGAAAGCCCUCCCGAGGGAGGCUGCCCUCCAAAACCAAGAAGGAGUUCAUCUGCAAGUUCUGCGGCCGACACUUCACGAAAUCCUACAAUUUGCUCAUCCACGAGAGGACGCACACGGACGAGAGGCCGUACACGUGUGACAUCUGCCACAAGGCCUUCCGGAGGCAGGACCACCUCCGCGACCACAGGUAUAUACAUUCCAAAGAAAAGCCGUUCAAAUGUCAGGAGUGUGGGAAAGGAUUUUGUCAGUCUAGAACUCUAGCAGUUCACAAAACUUUACAUAUGCAGGAAUCUCCACACAAAUGCCCCACAUGUGGAAGAACCUUUAAUCAGAGAAGUAAUCUGAAAACUCACCUUCUCACCCAUACAGACAUCAAGCCCUACAGCUGCGAGCGGUGCGGGAAAGUGUUCAGGCGAAACUGUGAUCUGCGGCGGCACAGCCUGACGCACACCCCGCGGCAGAACUUCUAG